This is a messenger RNA of Oncorhynchus mykiss (rainbow trout), 1021 nucleotides long. NCBI's taxonomy places the organism in Eukaryota, Metazoa, Chordata, Actinopteri, Salmoniformes, Salmonidae. The record is from RefSeq and is a predicted model, not a curated record.
AUGGAUUCCAAAAAUUUGCCUCUCAGACCCAAGAUUACUGUCUCAGGUGAGAUGAAGGAAGAGAGGCCUGUCAGUUUUAACUGCUCUGCUGCAGCUCCCUGUCCCAAACACUCUCCUAAACUGACAUGGACUCUCCCAACCCUGUUUACACCUGAGAACCAACUGCAAGAGAAUUCAGAUCAAACCAAAUCUGUUCUCUCCACGGUGACAUUCACUGCUUCACACCUUCAUCAUGAGAAGAACAUCACUUGUACUGCAGUCUACCCAGUAGGAACAAGCAACAAGACAGCUGAACAUACCAUGACGCUUAACGUUUUAUUCUCUCCUAAAAACACCUCAGCCUCCCUCAGUCCAGCUGAUCCAGUAUCAGUGGGCAGUUGUGUGAAUCUGACGUGCAGCAGCACAGCCAACCCUCCUGUGACAAACUUCACCUGGUUCCAGAUUUGUGGGGGUAAACCAACACAGGUAGCAUCUGGACAGACCUACACCAUCAAUGUGACUGUUGGUGAUGGAGGGAUGUACUACUGUGAAGCAAGAAAUGAUCACGGCAUUGAGAAGUCAAUGAAAGUGCUUCUAGCUAUUGAAGGGCAAGAAGAGCCUCUUAACCCAAGGGUUUUGGGAAUUGCAGGAGCAGGAGGAACCUUGGGAGUCAUUUUGCUAAUCAUCCUGAUCACUUUCUUUGGAUGGAAGAGAACAUCUAGGCUCCCUGAUGGACUUGAAAGGACAGACAAUCCACUGGGACAGAACUCCCCAGUUGGGAUGGCGUAUACUAAUCAGGCCAUGACCGGAGAGGAACCAGAGGAACCAGCAGAAGACCAGCCUGAGGAGAUCCACUACGGUGAGAUAGACUUCUCCAAACUUCGGCCCAAAGAGACCCCAGCUGUAGCCCUGGACAGGGAACAGGGGCAGGAGAGUGAAUACGCUGAAGUCAGUGUGACCGGGAGAGGGGCCCAGGAACCUCCAAAUCAAAUCAAAUCGAAUUUAUUUAUAUAGCCCUUCGUACAUCAGCUGAUAUCUCAAA